GUCCAGUUUGGUCAAAUGGUCCCUGAACAGGUCAUCCUGCCUGAUAUUCCUUGCUGCAGGCCUUCCCACGGGGCUCUCCCUUGGCUGACUUUCCCAGGUGUUCCCACAGGCUGGCCUAACACAGUCUUGGCAGUGGCAGCAAAUCCCAAGGAUGACUUUCUGUGCCAGGCUGAGGUGGAGGAGACACUGAAGCGAAUCCAGAGCCAAAAAGGAGUGCAGGGAAUCAUCGUGGUUAAUUCGGAAGGUAUCCCUAUCAAAAGCACCAUGGACAACUCCACAACCAUCCAGUACGCCGGGCUCAUGCACAGCUUCAUCAUGAAGGCGCGGAGCACCGUGCGGGACAUCGACCCCCAGAACGACCUCACCUUCCUGCGCAUCCGCUCCAAGAAAAACGAGAUCAUGGUUGCUCCAGAUAAAGACUAUUUCCUGAUUGUCAUCCAGAAUCCAACUGAAUGAUGGCACUGACUCGAUCUGGUUUUUUUCACUUUGCCCAACUAUUCUUUUUUAUUUAAUGGUAAAAAAUAGAGCAUUAGUGUUAACUGUGCUGUGCCACUCCAGUAAGGUUUGGAAAAGCAAAAGCAGGUGGUUUGUUGUCUACAAACAGCAAAAAUGGCACUUUUUUUUUUUUUUUUUUUUGUAUCACAAGUCGUUUCAAGGGGGAGCUGGUGAGUUAGAACUGGGCAGUAAAAAAUGCAACAGAUUCUUUUAAUAGCUAAGAAAAUAAUAUAAUAAAAUCCUAAUAAUAAUCUGAAAAGGACUAUUUGUUGUAUGCCUCCAUGCCUCUGUCACCACUGAGCUCUGCUUUGACACUACUAGUUUUGAAUGGCUGUAAAUAUGACUCUGCCUGUCCUCUAGUUCUGUCUUACUCUGUUGGUUUAACUUCCAAAGGGUCUGACCGUAUCAAAUUAAAAUGUGUCACCAGUGA
Molecule: messenger RNA, 925 nt
Organism: Empidonax traillii (willow flycatcher)
Lineage: Eukaryota; Metazoa; Chordata; Aves; Passeriformes; Tyrannidae
Gene: DYNLRB1
Product: dynein light chain roadblock-type 1
Exons: 4
Coding region: 16-456 (146 amino acids)
Biological process (GO): microtubule-based movement
Cellular component (GO): centrosome; cytoplasmic dynein complex; cytoplasm
Molecular function (GO): dynein intermediate chain binding
Source: RefSeq, a predicted model, not a curated record